Molecule: messenger RNA, 3995 nt
Organism: Neurospora crassa OR74A
Lineage: Eukaryota; Fungi; Ascomycota; Sordariomycetes; Sordariales; Sordariaceae
Exons: 2
Coding region: 1036-3195 (719 amino acids)
Biological process (GO): mRNA processing
Cellular component (GO): exon-exon junction complex
Molecular function (GO): mRNA binding
Source: RefSeq, a predicted model, not a curated record
UUCGUCUUCGGAGUAGCUUCAAAUAUCAGACUCGGAAGACAAACAUACAUCAAAUCCUUUUAAACAUGGUUGCCAUCACCUCGUAACCUCAGCUCCCCUCGAGGUUGACGAAGCCCAGAAGCGGGCGGCAACAAGACCCACCUCAGAGCGUCAGGUUCCGUGUCCGCAGGCUUUCCCGUCCCCGCGCCUUCGAUUCCAGGCCGGGCUUCCUUGGGCGGUGUCUGGCAACCUAGCACUAGCUUCCAGGCGGCCAGGCCCCAACCUAUCUCCAUUCCACUUCCACCACCUCACUUAGCUGCCCGCGAUUCUGCCCAGGGUUUCCGCCCAGUAUUGCUCCUACCGCCUGCCCGCCACGCUACGUAGGUAGAGGAGGUGCUCUUCGUAAACUUCACAAGUUCACACCUGCUUUGGGCUUGCUGCGUAAUUCCGAUUCUUUCUAUCGUCCAUCCUUUCACUUUGGCUACUAUUUUUCUCAGUCCUCGACACCAAGUCAACUUUCCAACUUUCCCAUCCCCAGUUGUGCGCCCACGUCUUCCGACUGUAACCUCUGUUCAGCUUGCUUCUUUCCCCUGCCCAGCCAACAUUCCUGGCCGGCUUUGUUUCUGACCCCCGACCCUUUUUUUUCUAAUAUUUUUACCCCAAACCAAACAAAACCCGCCCGCCGAGGGAUCCAAGCUUGUUGCCAUCCCUCCCUGCGAGCUUCGGACUCGACUUUGGACGACAGCCGUCACAGACCUCCCCCACAUCUUUCUGCACCGCAGCGCGGUUACGGACACACAAGAUCCCAACCCGUUCUUUUGACAUCUUCUCCCGAGGAGAGGACCAACCACACCACCACGCUAGAAAUUGUCCAUGCGACUGGGCCUCCCUGUCCUGACGUCGUCUGGUCCACCACGGCAACGCAUGAGUUUGCCGAUCACCGAUAACAUCACCACCGUCGAAGCUCCCUGCCCCCCCUCCAUCGGCUGAACAGCUCCGACGCGAUCAUCCCUAUAUCCUUUCUCUCCCUACCUCGAUCACCGCCAAAUAGAAACAAUGGCUUCCGCCGCGCCCAGACGCAGAAAGGUCAUCGGUCAGCGUCGCAGGGUUGAGGACGAGGGUGAAGAGGAGGGCCCUGACACCUUGGACCUCGACGACGACUCGGUCACAGAAGCCUCCAUCGCAAGCGACGACCACGACCUCGCUGAUAACGACAGCGACACUAGCAAUGUCGACGAGGUCUCUCCCUCCUCCCCCAAACUUCACAAGCAUGUCGGCAAUGGCGCCGCGAAAGCUGGAACCAGGCGCCGCGCGAGCGACACGGCUGUCGCCAAGUCUGGCGAGAAGCCCACCGUGACGGAUACGGAAAUUAUGCUACAUGGACUAUCACUGGCCGACAAGGAUGGCGAGGUUGAGGAAGUCGACUUUGAUAAAGUUCAGCAUCAUGAGAAAGGCCCUGCUGCCAAGGACCCCGCGGCGCCUGUCGUCGUGAGCUCGAACUCUGUCACAAAGCAGUCGCGCGUCCUCCCACACGAACAGAAACGGCGCUCGGAACAUGAAGAAUACCGGCGGAAGAGGGACGAAGACCCGACCUUUGUGCCCAACCGGGGUGCUUUCUUUCUACACGAUCAUCGUCAUGCUGGACCGGCCGCGAACGGCUUCCGCCCAUUUACUCGACCAGGCCGUGGAAGGGGUGGUGGACGAGGUGGUGGGCUUGUGGGCCCAUUCACGUCUGUAAACCCACCUAGCAACCCCUCCGACCCCACGACGAGCGGGCCUUGGGCUCACGAUAUGCACGAAGAGGUCGCCGGCCCUCGCCCUCAACGACAGCAGCCACCCAGAUACAUGCCUGACGAUGAAGGUCCUCCAAAUGGAAACGGUGUCAUACACAACGCGCCACUGAGCAACACCCAUAUCAACCGGGCCAUGUCCUGCGUCAAGCCCCUUGGCAACGUAACCGUCCGCGUCUUCAUCCCCAACAUCAGCCUUGGGCCCAAAAGCUUCCCUAGCAUACCCUUGAAACAGUACACGAAGCUUCCCGAUCAUCGUCCGCCUCUGCGAAGGGAUAAGCCCGUCAGGAUCUCCAUACCAUACCACAAUUUCCCUGUGAUGCCUCGCUAUAUCUUCCCGGCUAGCGAUAGAUCAUUCAUCUUCAUCCCGCGCGCUUUGCGCCCGAACAACCAGCGCGGUCGCGGCAAGGGCCCGCGUUCUGCCUAUGGUUCCAUUGGGGGCUUCUCUCGCAGGACUAGUGUGUUUGGAGGAAGCUUCUACGGCAGCGCCUAUUCACCUAGCAUUGCUAUGAGUCGACGAUCAUCGAUUGGCAGAGACUUUAUGAUGUCGCCGACGGGCUCUGUAAUCUCCCGGCCACCUCUUCCUGUUGACGCCAACAGACCCGUUGUCCGUCUGCCACCGCACGUACAGCAGCAGCCAACGAUGGUCGCAACCCAAAAUAUGCCCAUGAUGGAGCCGUCCAUCAACAACAUCCCACAGCCGCAAAUCCAUCCUCUCCCACAAAAGCCUGCUUUCCAGGACAGCACUGGCACCGCUAUCCCCAUGCAUCAACCGCGUCCCCAGAAGUCUGUGUCGGUUGAGAACAUCGAGACGCCAGCGCACCCAACGGCUGCUGCACCUCCAGCUUAUCAACAAGCUUUCCAUCAGCAAGUUCCUCCUCAAUUGGAAUCGCAUGCUCGGAACCCAUCAUACCAGUCCCAGGUUUCGACGACUCCCCUUUCACAGAUUCCCGAGCGAGCUAUCCAUGCCGCUCCAUUCCAGCCCAACACUUUCUCACAGCCCGGUUUCUACGCCCAGCCGGUGCAGAUGAUGCCUCCUCAGCAGGGAUACUAUUAUCCUCAGGGAAUGGGCACCGAUAUGCAGCCGAAUGCAGCGGCGCCCGCUUUUAUUCCUGGAGGGGUUCCGAUGCCUCAGCCUAUGGGAUACACAACAUCUGGGCCAGUCGACCCAGUAGCGGCCGCGAAUGCUCAGGCCAGUGGGCAAAACGGUGCCUCGCAAGGUCCUGUCGCCCAAGAAAUCAACGGUAUGGUGUACUAUUAUGAUCCGAACACGCUUCCUGCCAUGGUUACAUACCCCCAGUAUCCAGCUGCAGCGCCGGCCUAUGGAGGUCCUGGCGUGGUUGGGAUGGGAGGCAUGAUGGCUCCCGGGCCAGAUGCCUUCUAUUAUCAACCGCCGCAGCCGGGAAUGGUUUACUAUGCUCAAUAGGACGCGGCAUGGUGGCUUGAUGGUAGCUGAUCGGGUUGACAAGUGGAUGGCUGGGAUAUCUGGGAAGGGCUGCUCGAAUACCUGUCUGCUCAUGGAUGGUCGGAUGCUUUUCAAAAGGAGAGGUUUCAGGCAACUGCGUUGUCGUUUGAGAAACCACAGACGAAUUCUGUGGAUGGACAUGGGAGAUGACGACCAGUAAUGGAGCACAGCAUCACACAUUCAGUGUUGGGUCUGUCCUCAGCGUUGAAGGGUGCAGAAUCUCCAUGAUUAUCCCAAGCAAUCCAACCACCUAACGUACCUACCUAUUGCUUCCAUUAAUGCACGACUGCGUUCGUCUUACCUCCAACCUCUUUGAGUUAUUGAUGAAUCCCACGAUCAGGUGUAUUUUUUUCUUGUCCAGGUGGCCAUGUAUGUUUUCAGGUUUCUAUAGCGGGUCGGUCAGGUGGUUUCGGCGGCGGCGGCGGCAGAAUUGUUUUGUUUCUUUACCCGUGUUGUGUUAUAUUGCAAGCGACUUGAUGUUUGGUCGUGAUAUUUUGAUGUCUAUUCUCUUGUACGACAAUAUCAUUGCAUUGCUGGCGACGGCCAAUUUCCAUGUUAGAGGUACAUGCGGAUGAGUCCUCUUUUCGCGUGCUUCGGUCAGCCUUUGCAUGCUUCUUGUUGACAUGUCUCAUGCGCAAGUGGUUUUAGACUCUCUCUGGAACUCUCUGCUACGAUCGUAGGUGUUUUGAUAUGGCGUUUGUCGAGCAUGGCCUUCUCCUGAAAAGAGGACUCUCCUCGUAAGCCGCCCUGUACAAUAUUUG